Parastagonospora nodorum SN15 is the source of this 399-nucleotide messenger RNA. RefSeq lists its product as hypothetical. The record is from RefSeq and is a predicted model, not a curated record. The coding region runs from base 1 to 399 and encodes 132 amino acids. Lineage: Eukaryota; Fungi; Ascomycota; Dothideomycetes; Pleosporales; Phaeosphaeriaceae. The transcript has a single exon.
AUGUAUCGUGCAACGGCGGAGAAAGUCAAGACGGUCACUGCAGCACGUAGUCAAUCUAUUAUCUUUCUGUCCAACACUCCAAGCACGCGAGAUAUGCCGGGUAUCCAGCUAGAUGACGCCCAGAAAUCGAUAAUUUUGAACCACGCCAAUCGCUUGCUGGGCGCAAGACAACAUCCCAAGACGAUCUGCCCCUCCGAAAUUGCCCGUGCAUUCUCAGCUCAGGAAUUGCAGAGUCUCGGCGCCGCAGAGUGGAGAGAGACUAUGGACACUGUGCGACAAGUCGUAUGGGAAAAGCGGCAAGCUGGGGAGGUCGAGGUGAUGCAGAAGGGCGAGGUUGUGGGGGUGGAGAGUUUGGAGGAAAUCAGAGGGCCGAUCAGGCUGAGGAUGGUUAAAAAGUAA